UCCCGAAGGCAGUGCUGGUAGAGACAUUUUUGUAAGAAUGGCGUCAUCUGAAUUGGGUAUGACAUGCGUGCCUUCUGUGCCCAACUCGUGAAAGCACUUGGUUUUUACAUUGUUGUACCAUUCUUACCAAUUAACUAAUCAAAUCGGGCUUAAACCUAAUGCAUACUAGGUAUUUACAUGAUAUCUAACUUUAUUUGUUAUGUUUUUACAUACAGCUGUUCAACCAGUUUCCAAAAAGAAGGGAAUGAAAAACAUUAAAAUCAUCCUACUUGUAAUCUUUCUGGGAGUUCUUCCUAUAGGCUUCAUAUGUACAUGGUUUUGUUAUAAACGAAUAAAAAGAAAUCACGCGGAGGAAGGGGAGGACAUGGAGCUACCAUUAUUUAGCUUCCCAACAAUUGCUAAAGCCACUGCCAAUUUUUCGCCGGAAAAUAAACUUGGAGAGGGUGGGUUUGGACUUGUUUAUAAGGGUCUGCUAGAGGAAGGGCAAGAGAUUGCAGUUAAGCGUCUCUCCAGGAAUUCAAGUCAAGGACUUGACGAGUUCAAGAAUGAAGUCAUAUGUAUCUCAGAACUUCAGCAUCGAAAUCUUGUGAAGCUUCUCGGUUGUUGCAUAUGUGGAGAUGAGAAGCUACUCAUCUAUGAGUAUAUGCCAAAUAAAAGCUUAGACUCGAGCAUUUUUGACAAGACACAAAGCAUGUUUCUUGACUGGACACAGCGCUUCAACAUUAUCAAAGGAAUUGCUCGAGGACUCGUUUACCUACAUCAGGAUUCACGGUUAAGAAUCAUUCAUCGAGAUCUUAAAGCUAGCAAUAUUUUACUUGAUCAAGAUAUGAAUCCUAAAAUAUCAGACUUCGGAAUAGCUAGAAGUUUUGGAGGAAACGAGACUGAAGCAAACACAGAAAGAGUUGUCGGUACAUAUGGUUACAUGUCUCCGGAGUAUGCACUAGACGGUAUUUACUCCAUAAAGUCAGAUGUUUUUAGCUUUGGCGUCUUGGUGCUGGAGAUUGUGAGCGGGAAGAAAAACAGGGGAUUCAUCCAAGCUGAGGACGAAAAUAAUCUCAUCGGACAUGCAUGGAGUCUCUAUACAGAAGGCAGGUCAAUGGAAGUAAUGGAUGAAAGUUUAGCUAAGUCCUGCCAUCCACACGAAGUUUUAAGAUCAAUCGAAGUUGGAUUGCUAUGUGUUCAACAAAAUGCAAGUGACAGGCCAGAUAUGCCGUCUGUGAUAAUAAUGUUGGGCGGUCAGGUUGCAUUACCACAACCUAAACAGCCAGCAUUUUUCAUGGAAAAGGAGCUACCUCGUGCUGCCUUCUCUUCAGUGACUUAUACAACAUCUUCGAUCAAUGAGCUCACUAUCACGGAGGUCAAUGCUAGAUAGAGAGCUUACUAGCUAGUUUCAUGUGCUCUAAUUGAAGUACGGUGUGGUUUGGAUCAGUGGCAUCCUGGACAGAGGUUAGAGGUUCGAUCCUCAUCCAUGCAAAGGACGGAGGUCCUUAUCUAGCAUUUAGGUCAAACCUCAAAGCAGUCUCUCUACCUAGGUAGAGGUAAGGCCUGUCCACAUCUUAACCUCUCCCAUACACCGUUGAGGUAUUGGGCCUAGAACCCAUGGAAGACGGCAGUGGGAAGUUCCUUUUCUUUUCUUUUUUUGUUUGGUAAUAAUAUGUAGCUCGAUGGAAUAAAGUAGUCAAAGAAUGGGAAGCAUAAGGCCAUCUUAUGGAUUUCAGUGAUCGGAUAUAAAUCAGGCCCCAUAGAUGAAAUGCUUAAGGCUAUGUUUGGUAAGAGCUUUUAGAGAGCUUUAGCUUUUAAUUUUUGAACAAAAAGAUCCUAUUGUGUUAAAA
This is a messenger RNA of Erigeron canadensis, 1832 nucleotides long. RefSeq names its product G-type lectin S-receptor-like serine/threonine-protein kinase SD1-1. Gene Ontology annotation, biological process: protein phosphorylation. The transcript is spliced from 6 exons. NCBI's taxonomy places the organism in Eukaryota, Viridiplantae, Streptophyta, Magnoliopsida, Asterales, Asteraceae. The record is from RefSeq and is a predicted model, not a curated record. Bases 200 to 1372 code for a protein of 390 amino acids. Gene Ontology annotation, molecular function: ATP binding; protein serine/threonine kinase activity.